Penicillium verhagenii is the source of this 1557-nucleotide messenger RNA. Its product is annotated as Zn(II)2Cys6 transcription factor. The record is from RefSeq and is a predicted model, not a curated record. Gene Ontology annotation, biological process: positive regulation of transcription by RNA polymerase II. The coding region runs from base 1 to 1557 and encodes 518 amino acids. Gene Ontology annotation, cellular component: nucleus. The transcript has 5 exons. Gene Ontology annotation, molecular function: zinc ion binding; transcription cis-regulatory region binding; DNA-binding transcription factor activity, RNA polymerase II-specific. Lineage: Eukaryota; Fungi; Ascomycota; Eurotiomycetes; Eurotiales; Aspergillaceae.
AUGACGCCGUCACCCCAGGUCGAGUUUGUGCUCGUUGCGCCCAAAUUAAACAACGAUGCGACGGCGGAUUGCCUUGCUCCCGAUGCAAACGCUUGGGCCAUGUAUGCAAGCCACGAGCACCAGCGGAUAACGUGGAAACCUCACGACGAACAAUCGCGUCACGAAGACCCCGCGCAUCUCGGUCCCGCGUGCGACGAGAUCCACCCUCGAUGCACUGACUGUCGCCGCUUGAAUCUUCCCUGCCAAUGGCCAUCGUCAUCAAGGAAUUCUACGCCCGCACCUAGUGGAGAUUCACCGGUUUCUUAUGCGACGGACUCGCCGGAUGAAGAUCCGAUGGACAAUGCCGACGGAGAUCCGCUGGCUAUUGACUGGAGCACACCUGAUAACGAUGAGGAGUUUAUCGCCUCACUUUUCCCGCACCCGUUGUCGGGCCAAAGAGCGCGAACGCUAUCGAUUGGGUCGCCGGUAUCUACAAAUCCACACUUGCGGAGCGAAGAAGAUCGUUCGCUGUUUAAUCACUAUAUCCACGUGGUGUCGCGUGCCUUGUCCCGAUCUCAUGAUUCCGAUCGGAACCCAUUCCUGGUCACGCUUCUACCACUUGCUGCCACAUCUGAUACAGUCACUAGUGUGAUCUUGAGUUUGACAUUGGCUCAAGUAAACAACCUGCUCGGCAAAGAGGAUGUCCGAUGUAUAUUUGAAGCAUGUGCAACCGUACUAUUGUUAUGCUUGACCGAGCUAUUCGAUGGAACCUCCAAAGUAUGGAAAUGGCAUCUCAAAGCUGCCAGUGCCAUUCUCAAAUCUCCUGCAUUUCACUCUUUGAUUUCCAGUGAUGAAUGGACAUUUUGCAUCAGCCUGUUCCAUUAUCUGGACUCAAUGUCCACUAUCUCUCGAUGCAAACCUCCACUUUUACACCCAGGCGCCAGCAUGACCGAGCUUACCACCAGCUUUCGACGAAGCAGCGUACCAGAACUCGAACAGGGCCAAUCUACGACGGCUAUCUACGGAAUAUCUCCGACGCUUUUUGAUUAUCUGGGUAUGGUGAAUGUGCUGGCGAACCAUCGAAGUAAACGAGUCGAUGAACUAUCCGAGAUUGGCUUCCGAGCAGCAGCCACCCACGUGGAAACUCGGAUUGACGAAUGGCGCGUGGACCACGACCAGAUGGCGAAAAAGGAGCCAGAUACAGAGUCCGCAACCAUCGCUUUUGAAUGGGCUAUCCGUCUGCGUCUACAUCAGGUAGUAGAAGGAUAUGACCCCCUGCAUAGCUUUGUUGAGAAAGCUAUUGUCAAGAUCUUGGAUGCCGUGCAAGAGAUACCCUAUGCAAGCCGAGUGGAGGGUUGUCUUCUAUUCCCACUUGUCAUUGCGGGAUCUUCCAGUGUGACCAUUGAACGGCGAAUGAUUGUCAAGGAGCGAUUAAUGGUUAUGGAAAAUACUUUGGGAUUCGGCCAUAUCCAGUACGCCCGACAGCUCCUGGAAAAAGUGUGGGAGAGCAACAGCACGUCGGAUUUAAAUUGGGCAUCGGUGAGAUAUAGUCAAUUUCCAGGCGUGGUCUUCAUAUAG